Molecule: messenger RNA, 1605 nt
Organism: Bufo gargarizans (Asiatic toad)
Lineage: Eukaryota; Metazoa; Chordata; Amphibia; Anura; Bufonidae
Product: protein kinase C theta type-like
Exons: 1
Coding region: 1-1605 (534 amino acids)
Biological process (GO): protein phosphorylation
Molecular function (GO): protein kinase activity; ATP binding
Source: RefSeq, a predicted model, not a curated record
AUGGGUUUCAGCAGAAAAAGAAAGUUCAAAAAAACAUCACCGGAGGAAGAAAAGAGUGAGAAAGGGAAAGAUGAAGUUACCCCAAAGAGGAGAGGAUCCAGAAGGAAGGAAGAUCCUGCAGAGGGAUGUAGCCACCAGGUGAAGGAGACCACACCUUCAGACAAAAAGCUAAGUACAAAACCUUCUUUCAUGAUGGGGCUACAAAGGCGUUGGAGCAGACUUGCUGGACGUCUGAGAAACACGAAAGAUCUAAUUGUAAAGAAAGGAAGAAAAUUCUUCCUUCUUUCUUCUCAAAGUAAUGCCCAACAGGAGGAAAGCAAGAAGAAACUUAUUCCUAGUGAGACAUCUGAGACAUCCAGAGAGGCUGGAGAAAGUUGCGCUCAGGAACGAUCAAGAAAACGAAGAAGAACCGAACCUCAGAGAUCAAGAGGAAGCAGCGUCUCCCCUAAAAAUAAAACAGAGGGCCAUGCUGCAUUAAAAAAAAAAUCCAAAAAAGAGAGGAACAAUCCAAAAGGAAAAAAGCGCAGCUCCGGAGUUACAAUGGAGGAACAGGCCGGACCCAGUAAAAGAUUUAAAACAGCUGCCCAGGAGAACUCUCCUACAGCCACAGUUCCCUUAACCCUGGACAAAUUCACGUUCCACCAUGUCCUGGGAGAAGGAGGUUAUGGGAAAGUGAUGUUAGCAACUGAUUCCAUGAUGAAACACCGCGUGGCUGUCAAGAACGUCCAGAAGAGGCUCCUCACAGAAUAUAAAACAGGACUAGUGGAGGGCCGUGUCCUACAAAUAACACAUGGCAGCAGGUUUCUGGUGCAUGGCUAUGGUGCCCUUCACACAGAAAACUAUGUUUAUUACAUCAUGGAGCUGGUCAGCGGGGGUACACUUUCCAACCUCAUCAUCGAGAACGUGUGGCUAGACUACCCCACCAUCAAAUUCAUUGCUGCCGAGCUGGUCUGUGGGAUACAAUUUCUACAUACUAAAGGGAUCAUCCACCGAGAUUUAAAACCCAACAACGUGCUGCUGACCAGAGAAGGGCACAUUAAAAUUACAGAUUUCGGCCUCUGCCUCGAUGAUGUUUAUGAGGUUACAACCACAACAGACUAUAAUGGGACUCCCGGCUAUGGUGCACCAGAAAUGAUCCUGCAAAAACCAUACGGUGCCUCGGUUGACUGGUUUGCCCUUGGAGUCAUAACAUACAUCAUGGUUGUUGGAGGAAGCCCUUUCCGUGGCCAUACAUAUGAAGACAUUAAAAAGCAGGUCCUGGAGCAUGAGCCAACAUACGAUAGCUUUCUAGACCUUGAAACUGUGGACUUAUUAAGAAGACUCCUGUGUAAAAAUCAGUCUUGCAGAUUAGGGGUACACGGGGACAUAAGGAAACACCCAUUUUUCUCCUCUAUUCAUUGGGAUGACAUGGACGCCGGAAAAAUACCAUCACCAAUCCAAAUGGGCAAAGAUUCCACCGAUACACAGGCGACAAUGCAGAUUCCUGUGCCCUGCAGUGAAGAAGGGAAGGAUCCGAUCUAUGACGACCUGCAAGAGAUCUUUGAGGAUCUCCCUUUUGUCUGCUCAUCGUGGGCUGCUCACUACCACCCAGCGCCCAUGCAUUAA